Solea senegalensis (Senegalese sole) is the source of this 1688-nucleotide messenger RNA. RefSeq names its product DNA damage-inducible transcript 4-like protein. NCBI's taxonomy places the organism in Eukaryota, Metazoa, Chordata, Actinopteri, Pleuronectiformes, Soleidae. Bases 180 to 764 code for a protein of 194 amino acids. The record is from RefSeq and is a predicted model, not a curated record. The transcript has 3 exons. Gene Ontology annotation, cellular component: cytoplasm. Gene Ontology annotation, biological process: negative regulation of signal transduction.
GUUUAUGUAUGUGUAAGUGUGGGAGGCAGAAACAGUGUGUGUGUGUAUGUGUGGAGGUGUGUGGGGGGGAGCACGUGUGAAAGUAUUUAUGAUCAAUUCUCUUUUUCCUUUAAAUAAUAUUUAAGGCAGCUGCGCUAAUACACAGACAAACUCUCUUGGACGAAGCAAACACUGCCACCAUGGUUGCCACAAGCACCCUAAAGACCAAAAGCAGCGAAUUUCGUAUUUCGGACUUGGUUGAGCGAAGAUAUGACCAAGCUUGCAUAGAGAAAGAACUGGACUUCUGGGAUCACUGCUUAGCCGAGCCCCAGAGGAACGUAGACGUUGCCGAGGACAGAACCUGUCAACAGCUGGCCAAGAUGUUUGAGAACUGCCUGUCACGAGCCAAGAAGACGACGCUUCACUGCUCCUCUGUGCUGGUACCAGAGAAGCUGACCCGGAGAAUAGCCCGCGAAGUCCUGCGACUGGCGUCCUGCGAGCCCUGUGGCCUGCGCGGCUGUGUCCUCUACGUCCACCUGGAGUGGGACAAGGGCUGCAGGCGGCUGGAGCGCAUUGUGUAUGAUGCCACCGUGGUGCCCACAUUUGAGUUGACUCUUGUGUUCAAACAGGAUAGCACGGCCUGGCCCAGUUUACGGGACUUCCUCUUUAUGGGAACCUGCUUUGCCCCAACUUUUAGACACGUACUUAAACUGAGUCCAGGUUUCCGGCUCGUCAAGAAGAAGCUCUACUCCUCCUCGGCUGGUACCGUGGUAGAGGAGUGCUGAACUAUGGUAGGGAUUAGAAUGGGAUAUUGAGUUUCCUGUGGGUAAAUGCACUUCUGCCCAAAUGUAACUGAUCUUUUGAACAAAUGUCAUCUUUUCUACAGUGUUUUUUGUACAAUCAGUUCAGCUGUUAGUAGCUAGUCAGUCUGUAACUUUGGGGUUUGUGGCAAAAAGUUUGGUUAUAAAUGAGGCUGAUAGUUCUGCAUUUAGCUUCAGUGUUUAACUGUAUUUUUAUCAACGUUGUAAUGCUUUUUUUUUCUCAGUCAUUUAUUUCUCACACCAUUUUAAAUCGUACAUUUUGCAGAUGAAUGUAAAACUGUUCACAUCAACAUGUUGAGAGGGACAUGCUAUGGGUACACGUUUGGUAGACACUAGCCACUUUAUUGACGCAUCUGAGUGUUUACAGAUGCAUUGAAUUAGUUCAGCAAUGGUAAACACACCUAGCCUUUGAAUAGGAGACUGAAAUGUCUAGUUUUUUGGGGGCCAUAUGUAGUUGUUUAAUGCUGUAUUUUGGGCUAUGGAUGUUAAGACUUGAUGUCUUGUGAAAAUACUGCUGUCUUGGUGUGGGCUUCUCGCACUAAGGAAAUGUGGAUGCCUUAAAUGCCACGUCCUUUUUUUUCCUCACUGUAUGUUCUGUUAUAUGUGUUUUAUUGCUGUUUUUUAAUUUUAUAACUCCUCCCCCAGAUGCGCCUUUUCAAUGCAGAAACUUUAUAGAUUAUUAAAAGGACGGAUCACCACAAUGUAAAAGUGUACUUUUUUAUGUAAUUUAUCUGGGUUCUGCAAAGAAAUUAUUGAAUGUCCCGCUCGCUUUUUUCAUUGAAAUUCCCCAUUAUUUUUCAAACUUUUUUUUUGAUGCCAAUUGAACUUUCUUAAUGUUGAAGGAAAACACUGUCUUGUCUAUUAGACAAUAAAAAAUUGAAACCUUAA